Molecule: messenger RNA, 846 nt
Organism: Yarrowia lipolytica CLIB122
Lineage: Eukaryota; Fungi; Ascomycota; Dipodascomycetes; Dipodascales
Source: RefSeq, a predicted model, not a curated record
AUGGAUUUCCUGCUACUCGAAGCCACCCACAGACUAAAGACACAGUUCAACCCCGUCGACAUCAAGCUCAACCGAACCCAAUACGACUCCAGAGAUGAAAUCGUUGGCAGCUUCACCGUUCACAGGCUCACUCCCCGCCUUCUCAGCUCGAUAGAAUUCAAUGAGAGUCUCAUUGAGUUCUACCUCAUUGGCACUCAUCAGUACAAGAAGCAGAAGAAGGAGGUUAUCAAGGAGAAGAUCAAGUUCACUUACACAUCUACCUCGACUGAUUAUCUACAUUACUCAUUUGUUCACAAUCUAAACGUCAAAGCGCCCACUCUAUAUAAUGGAGAUGCCAUGGUUAGCUACAAACUCGCCCUGGAAGUCAAAGAUCGAGCCAAAGACCCUCGGUUGUCCUGCUUCUACCCCAUUAAAGUGGACUUGACGACUUCUGAAAGCGAUCUCGACCCUCAAGACCUUGCAUCUCGAAAGUUCCAGUUCUCACUGUACAGCCUAAAAGUGCACCCAAUCACAAAGGAGAACAGCUACUUUGAACUCACGUCACUAACGUGUCCAGGCCCUGUUGUCAAGACUGUUUCCUACAAGUUGUAUGCUGUCACAAACGGUUCGAGACAAAGGAUCUCAAAAGGCGAGGUUGAGCUAAGAAAGCCAUUGUCUGACAUGAAGAUUCCCAUCCACCUCAAGUCUAUGCCUCCUGCGAGCUUUGAGACUGAGCUUAUCAGUCACACUUUCUUCUUGGAGGUCAAAAUCAAGGGUCAGUCUAAGGACAGCUCUAGCAAAGUAAGUGUUCCUGUUGAUGUCUUCGCCAUCAAGAGUGACCCGUCUCCACCACCUUACGCUCUUUAG